This is a messenger RNA of Sesamum indicum (sesame), 1345 nucleotides long. It is a transcript of the gene AR401, whose product is annotated as S-adenosyl-L-methionine-dependent methyltransferases superfamily protein. The record is from RefSeq and is a predicted model, not a curated record. Gene Ontology annotation, cellular component: cytoplasm. Gene Ontology annotation, molecular function: protein-lysine N-methyltransferase activity. Lineage: Eukaryota; Viridiplantae; Streptophyta; Magnoliopsida; Lamiales; Pedaliaceae.
GUCAGCUAGUCGCUACUCAUCUCCUGUAGCUCUCUUCUUCUCUCUCACCCUCAAGCCCCCCCAAACUCCUCUUCUUAGGGUUUCUCUCUUUCUUUCUCCAGUCUCUGUGAUUCGAUUGACAUGGCGGGAAUCAGGUUGCCGCCCGAUGACUCUGACGUCUCGCAGGCAGCGCGGCAGGUAUCUGCCGUCGAUCUGAUCUCGGAUGAUGACCGCUCCGUGGCCGCAGACUCGUGGUCCAUCAAGAGCGAUUAUGGCAGCACUCUCGAUGACGAGCAGCGUCACGCUGACGCAGCGGAAGCGCUCUCCGCAGCCACUUAUCGUGCCGCCUCUGACUAUAGUUCUGAUAAAGAGGAGCCGGAUGCGGAGGCAGUUUCAUCGAUGCUGGGUUUCCAGAGUUAUUGGGAUGCUGCAUAUGCAGAUGAAUUGACGAAUUUUCGGGAACAUGGCCAUGCUGGUGAAGUUUGGUUUGGAGCUGAUGUGAUGGAAAAUGUCGCCACCUGGACCAAAAAUUUAUGCCUUGAAAUUCCUCAACGCCAAUUGCCAAAUCAUGUAGAUAACACAAAUUCUUUGCCUGGUGGGCAGCCUGAAAAAGACUUGUCUGGCUGGAGUGUUUUGGAUGUUGGGACUGGUAACGGUUUGCUUCUUCAGGAGCUCGCUAAGCAAGGGUUCUCAGAUCUCACAGGAACUGAUUACAGUGAGGGAGCAAUUGACUUAGCGCGAAGCCUUGCUGAUCGUGAUGGAUUCUCGAAUAUUAAAUUCCUUGUAUGUUCUCAGGUUGAUGAUGUUCUUGACACAAAAUUAGAUCGGAAGUUUCAGCUUGUCACAGAUAAGGGGACACUGGAUGCAAUUGGAUUGCAUCCUGAUGGUCCUGUCAAAAGGAUGAUGUAUUGGGACUCUAUAUCAGGACUUGUUGCUUCUGGUGGCUUAUUGGUUAUCACAUCGUGCAACAGUACAAAAGAUGAACUCAUACAAGAGGUGGAGACUUUCAAUCAAAGGAGAACUGGCGCCUCUCAAGAACCAGAUACCACCGCUCACCAAAAUGCCACCAGAGAUAUCACAUUCCAAUACGUCGACCACAUACGCACAUAUCCAACCUUUAUGUUUGGAGGAGCAGUUGGAUCACGUGUUGCAACAGUGGCAUUUCUCAGAAAGUGAUUUUACCUGAUAGUGUUUGAAAGACAUUAUGCCGUUCUUGAAUGAUUGUGGAAUUUGUUAACUUACAUUUCGCAUUAAUUUGAUGAAUUUGCAAACUACUGAUCUUUGAAAUGUUCUUUUUUACUUCUCUCUUACGGGGAUAAUUGGUUCGAUCUUUUAGUGAUGUGGCAGGCAGUUGAAAGUUUCUGUA